AAGUUUCAUGAAAGAAGAGCCUUUUUUUGGUCAAUUUGACCUCUGAUGUAUCUGAAGUUCCUAGAAUGGAGCCCAGCACAUAAGGCAUUCAAGAAAUAUUUGUUGAAUGAAUGACUACAUUGAUUGGAGACAUGGAGGAACACCUUAAUAAUGGUCUGUUGCUCUUUGAAGGCAAAGCUGAGUUCAAGUUUGGCCUAAGAGGCUGGAACCAAUUUGGAAAGGAUGACGAGUGAGACUAAAAACAAGAAAAAAUCAUGGAGGCAGAUAUAAUUGCAGAUCUUCGAUGCAAACUCAAAGAGGUUGAAGAAGAGCGACUAAAAGCUGCACAGUAUGGUUUACAACUAGUGGAGAGCCAGAAUGAAUUGCAGAAUCAAUUGGAUACAUGUCGUAAUGAAAUGAUGACCAUGACUGAGAAUUAUGAGCAAGAAAAAUAUACUCUUCAGAGAGAAGUUGAGCUCAAGAGUCGAAUGCUAGAAAGUUUGAGCUCAGAAUGUGAAGCUAUUAAACAACAACAAAAAAUACACCUGGAGAAAUUAGAAGAACAACUGAGCAGAAGCCAUGGACAGGAAGUGAAUGAACUAAAAAAUAAGUUAGAAAAACUGAAAGCAGAAUUAGAUGAAGCUAGGCUUAGUGAAAAGCAGUUGAAGCACAAAGUUGAUCAUCAGAAGGAACUCCUCGCUUGUAAAUCAGAGGAAAUGCGGAUAAUGUCUGAACGUGUGCACGAAAGCAUGUCUUCAGACAUGCUGGCUCUUCAAGUUGAGCUGACUGAAACGGAAAGUAUGAAGACCGCCCUCAAAGAAGAAGUGAAUGAACUACAGUACAGACAAGAACAACUAGAACUUCUUAGUGCUAAUUUAAUGCGCCAGGUAGAGCGGCUUAAAGAAGAAAAAGAAGAGCGAGAAAAAGAAGCGGUUUCUUACUAUAAUGCCUUAGAGAAAGCUCGUGUAGCAAAUCAAGAUCUUCAGGUGCAAUUAGACCAGGCGCUCCAGCAAGCCUUGGACCCCAAUAGUAAAGGCAACUCUUUGUUUGCAGAGGUGGAAGAUCGAAGGGCAGCAAUGGAACGUCAGCUUAUCAGUAUGAAAGUCAAGUAUCAGUCACUAAAGAAGCAAAAUGUGUUUAAUAGAGAACAGAUGCAAAGAAUGAAGUUACAAAUUGCCACAUUGCUACAAAUGAAAGGGUCUCAAACUGAAUUUGAGCAGCAGGAACGGUUGCUUGCCAUGUUGGAGCAGAAGAAUGGUGAAAUUAAGCAUCUUUUAGGUGAAAUUAGAAAUCUGGAGAAAUUUAAGAGUUUAUAUGAAAGUAUGGAAUCUAAGUCUUCAGCCAACUCUGGUGCUCUGGAAGAUAACACCUAUUAUACAGAUUUACUUCAGAUAAAGCUUGACAACUUAAACAAAGAAAAUGAAAACACUAAAGGUGAACUGUCCAUCCAGCGAAUGAAAGCAUUAUUUGAGAGCCAGCGGGCCCUGGAUAUUGAGCGAAAACUUUUUGCAAAUGAAAGAUGCCUCCAACUUUCCCAAAGUGAAAAUAUGAAACUAAGAGCUAAACUAGAUGAGUUAAAACUGAAAUAUGAACCUGAAGAGAAAAUUGAAGUGCCUGUACUCAAAAAGAGACGUGAGGUACUGCCUGUGGAUUUAACCACCCCUAACGAUGUAUAUGCCAACAGUGCUGUUGGGGAAGAAGUUUAUAGAUUAGCACCUCAGAAAGAGGAGGCACAGCCCUGUCCAAAUAAUUUAGAAGAUAACAACUUGCAGUUAGAAAAGACGGCUUCUGAAAACGCACCAGGAGACAUUCUUUCUCCUCACAAAAAUCUGCCCAUGGAUAUUCUGCCAACAAAGGAAAAGAAAUGUGUGAAACUUAUAGGAGUUCCAGCUGACUCUGAAGCCUUAAGUGAGAGAAGUGGAAACACCCCUAACUCUCCCAGGUCAGUGUCCUCUUUUCUUCAAGGCAACCAGCAGACCUGUCCAUCUCUUCUCUAUCGCUGCAUGAACUGUGCUAUCUGUUUCUUUAUCUAUUUUAUUAGUAUUGCAUGCAGUAUACUUCCCCAAUUUCAUCUGCCUACCUUCAACUUUUCUAAAACUUUAAGAAAGACUAAAAUGAUUGCAAGGGGAAAGGACUCUUGAAUAAGGGAAUUAUUUUAAAAAGUUACACUUUCUGUUUCAUGAAACAGAAAUAUCACAGUCUAGUACAUCUCUGAAUGUUUUGAUUUGAAUAAAUGUACUGUUUUUUUUUUUUCCUGGUUCAAGAAUGGCCAUGAAAGAAAAAUUAACUUGCCUCCUAAAAGGUCUUUCCAAUAGUCUAAGAAAUUUCAACCUUCUAGAAAACUGUUAGAUGAAAUUUUUUAUGGCUUUUAAAAUUGUUUAUCCUAAGCCUUCAAGAAUGGGCUUUGAUACCUAUUUUGACAUUUUAAAAUAUCAAAGGUAAUUUAUUUUCAUUUUACACCAAAACUUUAAAGCCUCU
Messenger RNA from Diceros bicornis minor, 2457 nucleotides. It is a transcript of the gene SPDL1, whose product is annotated as spindle apparatus coiled-coil protein 1. Gene Ontology annotation, cellular component: spindle pole; outer kinetochore. The coding region runs from base 255 to 2120 and encodes 621 amino acids. The transcript is spliced from 11 exons. Gene Ontology annotation, molecular function: kinetochore binding. The record is from RefSeq and is a predicted model, not a curated record. Gene Ontology annotation, biological process: mitotic metaphase chromosome alignment; mitotic spindle assembly checkpoint signaling; protein localization to kinetochore. Lineage: Eukaryota; Metazoa; Chordata; Mammalia; Perissodactyla; Rhinocerotidae.